AUGUCUCUCCCAGCUGAAGAACAUCACCUCCAUACCCGUGCCUUCAAGCACAUGUGGGCACGACACGUCACCCAAAAAGGCUUCGAAGAUGAUGUCCAAGCCGCAGCCAAGCGCGUAAUACAAGCUCAACAAGAGCAUCCCGAGCUUUUCCCAAAGAAAGUCCAUGAAGACGAAGGCGUCAGUAAGAUUCUUGACAAGACCCAGAAGCUUACUGGUGUUGGCUUCGUCCCCAGAAAGUCCAACCAUCUUGAGAUUGGUAUCAUCGGUGCUGGUGUCGCUGGACUUUUCACUGCCAUGGUAUUUGACUGGCUGAAUGAGCAGUGCGAAAAGGAGGGACUGAAGAUUGAAACCUUCCAGCUGUUCAAUUACAUCGGCCUCAAGCCAGGAAAAGGCGGAUUGAUCCCAUACUACAUUGGAGAUGAGGACAAUGUCUGCCCAACAUACUUCAAUGAUGUUUCCGGUGUCGGAAAUGUCUGGACGGCUGAAGCGAAUGACCCAUUCAAGAUCAACGAGGGUCUUCCUGAUAAAGCCAAGAUCCCCGUUCACCUACUCCAAGUGAACCCUUCAGACCUAGUCAGUGAGGCCUUGGAAGACUUCAUCAAGGUGGCUGCAGAGAAGUUCAAGAAAGCUGUUGAGGAGAAUGACGAGAAGGGACCGGAGACGACCAAGCUUUGGGCCCUUCUGAUGGAGGCUGAUAAGCUUAGCACUCGUCAGUUCCUCUCUUCGGGAGAUGGUGACAGAAAAAAGAGGGAGGGCAAGCCCAAGGACAAUUCUGGUCCCAUUCCCGAGGGCCCGGGGUACAACUACAACACCAUUGAGUGGCUCGAGUCUGCCACAUAUGGUACUGGUUGGUGCGACCAAUCUCUCACAGAAUGCGUUCUUGAAGAACUAGACUUUGCAACUCCCAAACCAAUCGAUGGCCAACCCACCAACUACUGGUGGUGCAUUGACGGCGGCGCUCAAACCAUUGCGCAUCGCAUGGCGAAAAUGAUCAAGCAGCCCGUCCAAUACAACAGCCAAGUCGUCGCCAUAGACGCGCAAGUCGAAGAGCGCAAGAAGCGCAAGCCGAAGGAUUUUACGUCGAUGAAACUCCGUAUCAACAAGAACCAGGUUGUCAAGGAAAAGGAGUACUUUGCUGUGUUCAACAGUACAACGCUUGGUGCUCUUCAGAGAAUGGAUCUCAAGGAUGCGGGUCUACUCUGGGGCACAAAGCAGGCCAUUCGGGCGUUGGGAUAUGGUGCUUCGUGCAAGGUUGGUAUCAAGUUUGAGACUGCGUGGUGGCAGAAGCCUCCGUUCAACAUCAAGAAAGGCGGCAUUGCGCAUACUGAUCUUCCUCUUCGGGUUUGCGUGUAUCCGUCCUACAACAUUGAGUCCAAUGAGGGCCAGGAUUGGGAUCCCAACAAGCCUGCUGUGCUUCUGUGCUCAUACACCUGGGGCCAGGAUGCGCAGCGCAUCGGAUCUCUGAUCUCACCCGAGACGCCGAAGAACGAAGAGCAGCUCCUCUCUGUGCUUCUUCAUGAUCUUGCGCUGUUGCACUCAAAGCAGAGCGACUACACAUACGAUCAGCUUCUCGCUCUUCUGAAGGAUCAGUACCAGGACCAUCAUGCGUACGAUUGGUACAGAGACGAGAACAUGUCUGGUGCUUUCGCAUACUUUGGACCAAGUCAAUUCUCCAAUAUGUGGUCCGAGAUCAUCAAGCCCAACGCCUAUGGUCAACUGUACCUCAUCGGCGAAGUCUCCUCUUCCCACCACGCAUGGAUUGUCGGCGCCCUUGAGAGUGUCAUUCGUGCAGUAUAUCUGAUGUUCGAAGGUCUUCAAAAGCAGGAACCUGACAACGCAGCUUACAAGAAAGCCAUUGAGCUUUUGAGUAAAGAACCCGACACUCCCAAAGAAGGCGGUGAUGUCUUUGGUGGAUUUCCGGGUGAUAAGCCCCAAGAGCCUCAGAAGCUACCAUCUGGUCUUCCGUUCCACCCAUUGCCGGAGGAGAUGCCCAAGAGACAACUGGAUGCUGACCGUGAUGCGAAGUUGGUGAGGGAUCCGUUGGAGGAUGUCAAGUUUGGUGAUGAGGUUUCGCUUCUGUUCUCGAGUGCUAUGAUCACGUUGAGCUUGAUUGAGAGUUUCUUUGAGUUGCAAGUCGAUGAGGCCAAGGACAAGCCCCAGUAA
Fusarium tjaetaba is the source of this 2163-nucleotide messenger RNA. RefSeq names its product amino-acid oxidase. Bases 1 to 2163 code for a protein of 720 amino acids. The record is from RefSeq and is a predicted model, not a curated record. NCBI's taxonomy places the organism in Eukaryota, Fungi, Ascomycota, Sordariomycetes, Hypocreales, Nectriaceae. Gene Ontology annotation, biological process: amino acid catabolic process. The transcript is spliced from 5 exons. Gene Ontology annotation, molecular function: polyamine oxidase activity; L-amino-acid oxidase activity.